AGAGAGAGGGGGAAACCAGUCAGGAGUUUUAGAGAGAGAAAACAAAAAGACAGGUAGAGAGAGAAGAUUUAUAACCAGUGCGAGAAUCUAAUGGAAAGUUAGAAGGCAGUAAGAGGGAGUGGUUGAGUCUUUUACACUUAGAUCUGCAAGAGCAAGUAGCUUCAUGUGGAGAAGCAGGCUUUGGGGAAAGCCACUCUCUUCCGAUCUGAGGAAGACUUUCUUUCUCUAAAAACUCUCUCUCUACACUGAAAUGGUGUUCUCUCACUCUUUUUUCACCAGCAGAUCUACAAUGGGCUACUCAAGCUCCGUCACUGCAGUGGUUGCAGUGCUACUUUUUGGCAGCAGUUUCACUUCAACAGAUGCCUAUGAUGCACUGGAUCCUAAUGGGAAUAUCACAAUCAAGUGGGAUGUCAUACAAUGGGCCCCAGAUGGCUAUGUUGCAGUCGUCACAAUGUACAAUUUCCAACAAUAUCGCCAUAUUCAAGCACCAGGAUGGACUCUAGGAUGGACAUGGGCAAAGAGUGAGGUUAUAUGGUCCAUGGUUGGAGCUCAAGCCACUGAACAAGGAGAUUGCUCUAAAUUCAAGGGCAACAUUCCUCAUUGCUGUAAAAAGGACCCCACAGUUGUUGAUUUAUUGCCUGGUACUCCAUAUAACCAGCAAAUUGCUAAUUGUUGUAAAGGUGGGGUUAUUAAUUCAUGGGUUCAAGACCCUGCUGGUGCACUGAGUUCCUUUCAAAUAAGUGUUGGAAAAUCUGGUAGCACCAACAGAACUGUCAGAGUGCCGAAGAACUUCACUCUCAAAGCUCCAGGCCCUGGUUAUACAUGUGGACCUGCUAAAGUAGUGAAAUCGAGUCGGUUUUUAACGGGUGAUGGAAGAAGAACGACCCAAGCUUUGAUGACAUGGAAUGUGACCUGUACAUAUUCUCAAUUUUUGUCUCAGAAGACCCCCACCUGCUGUGUUUCUCUAUCAGCUUUCUACAAUGAGACAAUUGUCCCAUGUCCCACUUGCACCUGUGGCUGCCAAAAUAAUAUAACUCAACCAGGAAGUUGUGUAGAGGGGGAUUCGCCUUAUCUACAACAAGCCAUUACAAACACAGGAAAGAACAACUACGCACCUUUAGUUCAGUGCACAAAUCAUAUGUGCCCGGUUCGGAUUCAUUGGCAUGUGAAGCUAAAUUAUAAAGAAUACUGGCGUGUGAAGAUCACUAUAACAAAUUUCAAUUAUCGAAUGAAUUAUACUCAAUGGAAUUUGGUUGUUCAGCACCCUAACUUCGACAAUCUCACACAGAUCUUCAGUUUCAAUUACAAGUCCUUGACACCUUAUGGACCAGCGAUAAAUGACACUGCCAUGCUCUGGGGGGUCAAAUUCUACAAUGAUUUGCUUAUGGAAGCGGGCCCCUUUGGCAACGUGCAAUCCGAGCUUCUUUUCAAGAAGGACGCAUCGUUCACCUUUAAGCAAGGCUGGGGGUUACCCCGACGUGUAUAUUUCAAUGGAGAUAACUGUGUCAUGCCCCCCCCUGAUUCAUAUCCAUGGCUCCCCAACUCUUCUCCUCAUCUGAAAAUGACAAAAUUACCCCUUGCCAUGUUUUGUCUAACGACCAUUGCACUCUUGCUGUCUUUGUUCUGAUAACAAUGGGAGAAACUAAUGCUUUUUGGUAAAUUAUGAGGGUUUCUCAAAUGGGAUAUUGAUGGAAUUUCCAGCAGAUAAUUGGAUACCAAUAGUGGCCUCGGGGACCCGGAUGAAGGAAUGGAUUAGUGGCUCAUUUAUCUCUUGGUUGAAACUUAUUUGUUCUCUAUGAAGGAAAAAGUGGAAAAACAUAAGGAUCAGUUAUUCUUGGUUCUUUAAUUAGGUUGAAGUGUAAGAUCUGGUUAUACGUGUUUUGUACCUUGUGUGGGGGUUCCUAUGCUCUGGUGUUAUUUGAUAGUUCUUCGAUGUCCAUAUUGUGUUUUAUUUGGAUAAACAAUGGACACAUGCUCCUGUUCCACGAAUGUAUUGACUCUUGGAACAUUUAUUUGUUUAACAAAGGCAUUGGAGAUUGCAGUUUAUAUAUGCAAA
This is a messenger RNA of Amborella trichopoda, 2056 nucleotides long. RefSeq names its product COBRA-like protein 1. The record is from RefSeq and is a predicted model, not a curated record. NCBI's taxonomy places the organism in Eukaryota, Viridiplantae, Streptophyta, Magnoliopsida, Amborellales, Amborellaceae. Gene Ontology annotation, biological process: cellulose microfibril organization; plant-type cell wall cellulose biosynthetic process. Gene Ontology annotation, cellular component: plasma membrane.